Charadrius vociferus (killdeer) is the source of this 2796-nucleotide messenger RNA. It is a transcript of the gene SH2D3C, whose product is annotated as SH2 domain containing 3C. Gene Ontology annotation, molecular function: phosphotyrosine residue binding; guanyl-nucleotide exchange factor activity. Gene Ontology annotation, biological process: positive regulation of peptidyl-serine phosphorylation; small GTPase-mediated signal transduction. The coding region runs from base 1 to 2796 and encodes 931 amino acids. The transcript has 12 exons. The record is from RefSeq and is a predicted model, not a curated record. NCBI's taxonomy places the organism in Eukaryota, Metazoa, Chordata, Aves, Charadriiformes, Charadriidae.
AUGGCUGAGGGCCAGAAACGAGGGGGCUUCAAGAAGUUCAAGUUUUUCAAGUUCAAAGGCUUCGGGAGCCUGAGCAGCAUCCCCCGCUCCUUCACCCUCCGGCGCGUUUCUGUGGCCCCCAGCUCUCCCGAGAGCCUGGGACCGGGUCUACCUCCUCCCCACGGCUUCCUGGAGGAGGCCUUUGACAGCACCCAGGAUGAUCUCAACACCAUGCCCAAGAGCCCUGGCCCCUACGCCCGGUCGUCGGACAUGUACAGUCACAUGGGCACCAUGCCCAGGCUGAACCUGGGCAAGGCAGGGAAGAGCCUGGGCAAAGCCAAGAAUAGCCAGAGCUGCCGGGAGAAAGGGACCCCCAGCAACAUAAGCCCCCGUACAUCCCUGGUCCCCGACCCCAAGUCCAUCGAGACGUCUGACACCCCUCACCCUGGCACGAACCCAUCCUCAGUUGCUGGAAAAGCCGAGCAGGAGGAGGAGAAGGCUCCCUGUGGGGCAGCUACAGCCGGGAUGGACCAGGAGCCUGUGGGGAAUGUCUCCUGCCCUGGGACGGAGACACCGAGCUCCAACCUGGCCCCGAACACCAGCCCGGCCCCGAACUCCAGCCUGACCCCAAGUCCCAACAUGGCACUGGCAGUGGAGACCACCGAUGAGGAUCUACCAAAAAAGGGGCAAGAGCAUCCCAGUGAGAGCUCCCUGGACAGCCACCAUGAUGGCCUGGAGUCCGGCAGUGAAUACGUGAAGUUCUCCAAGGAGAAAUACAUCCUCGACUCGUCACCAGAGAAGCUUCACAAGGAGCUGGAAGAGGAGCUGAAGCUGAGCAGCACUGACCUGCGCAGUCAUGCUUGGUACCACGGCCGCAUCCCCCGGGAGGUGUCAGAGAGCCUCGUGCAGAGGAACGGCGACUUCCUCAUCCGCGACUCGCUCACCAGCCUGGGUGACUAUGUGCUGACGUGCCGCUGGCGCAAUGAGCCCCUCCACUUCAAGAUCAACAAAGUGACAGUCAAGUCCAGCGAAGGCCAUACCCGCGUCCAGUACCUUUUUGAGCAGGAGAGCUUUGACAAUGUGCCUGCCCUCGUCCGCUUCUACGUGGGCAACCGCAAGGCCAUCUCCGAGCAGAGCGGAGCUAUUGUCUACUGCCCCAUCAACCGCACCUUCCCCCUGCGCUACCUGGAAGCCAGCUACGGGCUGGCCAACGGCAAGCAUGGGGGAUCCCACAGCCCCGUCAGCCAGAAAGGUGGGCACAUCAAGAGGAGGAGCAUCACCAUGACAGACGGCCUGACAGCAGACAAGAUCACCAGGGCUGAGGGUUGCCCAACCAGUGUGUCCCUGCCCCAUCACAGAGACAUCAUUCGCAACUGUGCCGUCAGCGUGGACCAGAUCCAAGACCUGCACUCCCCGAUGUCCCCCAUCUCCGAGAACCCAGCGUCACCUGCCUAUAGCACGGUUACACGGCUAAAACCGCAUGCCUGCCAAGCCGCUGGGAUUGUCCCGGCCUCUCCAGUCAUAAGAAGGUCCAGCGAGCCCCAGCUGUGCCCAGGGAACAACAGCAAACCUCUGCCAGACCACAGCACCCACUCGACUCCCUGCCAUGGGUAUGCCCAUGCCUCCCCCUCUCCCUCCGUGAACAGCUACAGUGACCCGGACACGGGGCAUUACUGCCAGCUCCACCCCACCUCACCCAUCAGCAGAGACCGGCCAGCUCAUGACACCAAGCAGCUGCCAGCAAAGAGCUAUGUGGAGAGGCUAAAGGUGGAGGAAGGACAGAGAGGGACUGUGGAGAAUGGCUCUGGGGAAGCAGAGGCAGGGCAGAGGCUGAAAGGAGAGCUGGACUUCAUGGGCUUUGUGCCCCCCACCAUGGAGACAACCUCCUCCUUCAACCCCGUGGCCUUCCAGUCACUGCUUAUCCCCCUGGAGAACAAACCCCUGGAGAUGGCUGUGCUCAAGAAGGUCAAAGAGCUGCUGGCAGAGGUGGACGUGAAGACACUGGCCAAACACAUCACCAAAGUGGACUGCCUGGUCGCCCGGAUAUCGGGUGUGACAGCGGAGAUGCAGCGGCUCAUGGGAGUGAGCUCUGGCAUGGAGCUGCUCACCCUGCCCCACGGCCACCAGCUCCGCCUUGACCUGCUGGAACGGUUUCACACCAUGUCCAUCAUGAUUGCUGUGGACAUCCUGGGCUGCACGGGCAGCACGGAGGAGCGGGCGGCCCUGCUCCACAAAACCAUCCAGCUGGCUGCCGAGCUGAAGAGCACCAUGGGAAACAUGUUCAGUUUUGCGGCUGUGAUGAAUGCCCUGGAAAUGACACAGAUCGCCCGGCUGGAGCAGACCUGGAUGGUGCUGCGGCAGCGGCACACGGAGGGCGCAAUCCUCUAUGAGAAGAAGCUCAAGCCAUUCCUGAAGAGCCUGAACGAAGGGAAAGAAGGGCCACCGCUGACCAACACCACCUUUCCCCACAUCAUGCCCCUCGUGACCCUCUUGGAGCGGGACGAGGCUCUCACGGACAGCCCCGAGCCCUGGGAGGCCACUGACAACGGCGUGGAGGGGGUCAUGGCCCACCUGGAGGCGGCACGGAUGGUGGCCCACCACGGCGGGCUCUACCACACCAAUGCUGAAGUGAAGCUGCAGGGUUUCCAGGGCAGAGCAGAGCUGCUGGAGGUCUUCAGCACCGAGUUCCAGCUGCGGCUGCUCUGGGGCAGCCGUGGGGCCGAGAGCAGCCAGGCCGAGCGCUAUGAGAAGUUUGACAAGGUCCUCACCGCCCUGUCCCACAAGCUGGAGCCAGCGGUGCGCUUCAGCGAGCUGUAA